This is a messenger RNA of Fusarium sp. VM40, 978 nucleotides long. NCBI's taxonomy places the organism in Eukaryota, Fungi, Ascomycota, Sordariomycetes, Hypocreales, Nectriaceae. The record is from the annotation of a GenBank genome assembly.
AUGCAAGCCGCCUUCACGCAACUCUUUCCAGGAAGGCCUACAUUCACGGAAGAUAAUGUCCCUUCAUUAAAGGGGAGAGUCUUUAUGGUGACCGGUGGAACCAGUGGUAUCGGCUUAGAGCUGGUUCGCAUGCUCUAUGCCAAAGGAGGCACCGUCUAUAUUCCCUGCCGAUCCGACACCAAAGGAACCCGGACGAUCAACGCCCUAAAAGCUGCUCAUCCUGGAAGCACUGGGGAUCUCAAGACUCUUCACAUUGAUCUCAAUGAUCUUGCUUCAGUGGCAGCGUGUGCCUCCGCCUUUCUCGCCCAGGAGAGUCGUCUCGAUGUGUUGUUCAACAAUGCGGGCAUGAGCUACGCACCAGUUGAUGAGGUCACCGUCCAGGGACAUGAGCCUCAUAUGGGAAUCAAUUGCUUGGCACCUUUUCUCCUUACAAAGCUCUUGCUUCCCGUCUUGAAGAAAACAGCCAGCAUUAACCCUGGACCCUCGACCCGAGUUAUCUUUUCAGGUUCAGGUUUAGUCGACAUGGCGUCUCCACCUGGGGGUAUUCCGCUAGCUGAGCUCACGCCUGGCAAUCAGUCUAAAGAUCCCGCCCGCAAUUACACGAUAUCAAAGACGGCUAACUGGUUCCUCGCUUCUGAGUUCGAUCGACGAGUCAGAGGCGAUGGAAUUGUUUGCAUUUGUCAGAACCCAGGUAACCUAUCGACCGGUAUCUGGGACCGUGUACCGUGGCUUCUUAGGGUGCCAAACAAAGUCUUUCUCCAUCCGCCAAAGCGAGGAGCCUACGCAGAACUUUGGGCUGGGCUGAGUACGGAGAUCAAGCUUGAAGAUGGUGGUAGAUAUGGAAUCCCUUGGGGCAGAUGGCAUCCAGGUCCGAGGAGGGAUCUGCUUCAGAGCUUGAAGAGCAAGGAGGAGGGGGGUAAUGGAGUCGCAGCUGAAUUAUGGGAUUGGUGCGAUGAACAGACAAAGCAGUUCAUCUGA